Messenger RNA from Necator americanus (New World hookworm), 873 nucleotides. RefSeq lists its product as uncharacterized. Bases 1 to 873 code for a protein of 290 amino acids. The transcript is spliced from 4 exons. The record is from RefSeq and is a predicted model, not a curated record. NCBI's taxonomy places the organism in Eukaryota, Metazoa, Nematoda, Chromadorea, Rhabditida, Ancylostomatidae.
AUGAUGAACGACCUGACUCCCGAGCUGGGCAGGAGGAUACGAGCGGCUUGGGUAGCGUACAAGAGCAUCGAGGAUGUAGUGAAGAAGACCAGGAACACCCGGCUCCGUGCUCACCUCUUCAACACCACCGUACUUCCUGCUUUGACCUAUGCUUCGGAAACCUGGGCAUUUCGCAAGCAGGAAGAAAACGCGGUGAGCGUCAUUGAACGCGCAAUUGAGAGAGUGAUGCUAGGAGUAUCCCGUUUCACGCAAGUGAGGGACGGGAUUCGAAGUUCUCUCCUACGUCAGCGAUCGAAGAUUAGAGACGCCGCCGCGUCUCCCAAGGAAUGUAAAAUAAGGUGGGCCGGACACGUGAUGCGCUUUAAUGACAACCGUUGGACCAAAGCCAUGAGCGACUGGGUUCCCUGCGAUAUUAAGCGCGCUACAGGAAGACCGCCGACCCGAUGGUCAGAUUUCUUCACGAAGUCCUUCAAGGAAAAAUAUGAUGCUCUUCGUGUCCCACGCGAAAGGAGGAACCACUGGGCUACUCUGGCACACGAUCGGGACAAAUGGAAGAAUUACUGGUGCCCGCUCGACCAGUUCGAAGAUCAACGGGAGUCAAGGAUGUCGAACAACAUAUUGAUGCGAAGAAAUCGAUAUGACGAGUCUCUUCACUCUCGGGUGAUGAAUGAGUGGGUGCGUAUUAUAAACUUACCACUUAAUAUGAAGAAGGAUUUUAAUCACCUGCUAGAUGAUAUACUAGAAAUUCUAAGGUUCGAUAAACAGGAGGGCGAUCCUUAUCCUCUUUCAUGGCCACGUCCGGCCGGGAUUGGCCGCGAAAGAUUUGCAAUAGUAGCGAAAAUGUCCCAUACAUUUUUGGAUUUGGUUUUCUAA